AUGUAUAUGGGAAUUGUAAAAUAUCCCUCGAUUGCUCACUAUUGGAACACUGGCAACUUUUUCAAGAACUCUUUCGUGCCCAAAGUGAUGUCACGCAACAGAUUUCAGCUGAUUCUAAAGUUCAUCCACUUUGCAGACAACUCGGCUUUUAGAGGAAACCGAUUAGGAAAGGUGAGUACACUCCUUGAGCUUCUGGAAAGGAACUUUGUAAACGCGCGAACUCCGAACGAAAUCUUGGCUCUUGACGAAUCUAUGAUUCCAUGGCGUGGUAGACUCCAAUUUCGCCAGUAUAGCCCCGGAAAAUCACACAAAUAUGGUGUGAAAGUUUACAAGCUUUGGGAUCCAUACGGUUACACCUACACCAGCUCAAUAUAUGCAGGAAAAACAGAAAGCAACAUCCAAAGAGGUAGACCAACCCCUACAACCUCAUACUCGACCCAAAUUGUUUUAGAUCUGGCCGAAAAAUAUUUAGAUCAAGGAAGAACUAUUGCAACCGAUAACUUUUACACAUCAGUGUCUCUAGCCAAACAUCUCCUUGAUCGUCAAACUCAUCUUUUUGGUACCCUUCGGAAUAGUAGGACAGGAAAUCCAAAAGAGGUUACUAAUGCUAAGCUAAAAAAACAUGAAGUAAAAGGCAUGGAAGACUCGGGCAUUGUAAUUGCUAAGUGGAAAGAUAAACGGGACGUUCUCAUGCUAUCCACUAAACAUGGCUUGGAGGAAGUAGGGACAGGAAAAAGAAAUAGAGAUGGUCAGGAAAUAAAAAAGUUACGUAUGAUCGUAGACUACAAUCAUGCUAAGCAAGGAAUCGAUAUUUCAGACCAAAUGGCGUGCUACUUUACGCCAUUACGGAAAACAAUUAGAUGGUACCAUAAAAUAGCCUUUGAAUUUUUCUAA
Molecule: messenger RNA, 894 nt
Organism: Eupeodes corollae
Lineage: Eukaryota; Metazoa; Arthropoda; Insecta; Diptera; Syrphidae
Product: piggyBac transposable element-derived protein 4-like
Exons: 1
Coding region: 1-894 (297 amino acids)
Source: RefSeq, a predicted model, not a curated record